Molecule: messenger RNA, 2272 nt
Organism: Saccostrea cuccullata (small rock oyster)
Lineage: Eukaryota; Metazoa; Mollusca; Bivalvia; Ostreida; Ostreidae
Product: protein GUCD1-like
Exons: 9
Coding region: 106-834 (242 amino acids)
Source: RefSeq, a predicted model, not a curated record
UCGCAAUUUCGGAUUUGUUUUCCUCGAUUUAUAAUCCGAUUUUGACAAGUUGCUCAUGACGGUGCUGUUAAACAAAUUUUACAGCAAUGACUGGUUUACUAAAUAAUGGCUGAGAGUGGAGAUCAAAAGCAGGAUGUCUUUCAGGAAGAAAGACUUCUGCUGAAGCUGGAGACAUGUAUGCAGAUUUACAGUUGGGACUGUGGACUGGCCUGCUGUUGUAUGGUGCUAAGAUAUUUGGGAAAAGAUGAUUCCUGUGUUUAUACCAGUGAUCUGGAUGAACUUCAGUGUGGUCAAAGUAUAUGGACCAUUGAUUUGGGAUAUCUUUUACUUAAGUACAAAGUCAGGGUAGAAUUCUCCACGAUUACUCUGGGGGUGGACGACCAAUAUGCCAGAAAGCCAUUCUAUAUGCGUAAUUUUGACAAAGAUGCUGAAAGGGUUGGCAGAAAGUUUGCUGAGGCUUCCCAAUCAGGACUUGAUGUUUCCAAAAGGUCUUUAAGCAUGAAAGACAUAAUAAGUCACCUAUCAGGGGGCAAUCUGAUGAUAUGCCUGGUUGAUUGGAGCUCACUUGAGUGUAUGUGGUGUGACAGGGUGAAGCAGCAUUGUUUAAACUGGUGUGGGCAUUGUUGCAAAACAUAUCAGGGUCACUAUGUUGUGGUGUGUGGAUUUGACUUGAAAAAGAAAUGGAUUUUUUAUAAAAAUCCUUCCUAUGAUGAGGAUAUGUGCUGUUCCCGGAUGGACAAGUUUGACAAAGCUCGCAAGAGCCAUGGAACAGAUGAAGACAUACUGCUCAUAUACAAACCACAAAGUAAGGGGGAAGACACCCUCAGAUCCUAGAUCAAUGAGAGGACCUUAUUGCUGUCCAUACCCUUUAAGUAUAUGCAUUCAUUCCCCCCUAUGUACUUUAUGUAUUAAAUUCGUCUCAACCCCCAUUUUUUUAAGUAUUAAAAACUUGUUAAUUUUUUCUCCUGAGGUAUCAUUUUAGAAAUGUGCUCAAAAUGUAUUUGAAACUUGAGAAGUAUUUGAAAAGAUCUAACUUUACAUCUUAACUUGAAAUGAUAUAAUAGAGGUCUUGCUUGUCAAAAAUUUCAUGUACUGUCAAGAAAAUAAAUUGUUCAAGUAGAUUUACUAGAAGAAUGUUUUUAAUAUUUGUAAUAAAUGGUAUUAUGUUGGAAAUGUGCUUUGAAUAUUUUUGAAACUAGAGAAAUUAUUAAAAAUAUAUACAUGUAAUUUUACUUCUUGACUUCAACAUUCUAGAGGUUUCUAGAGGUUGUCAACAACCUUAUGUACUGGUGUGGGAAUACAUCAGAGUUGAAUGCACCAACUGGUUCAUUAAUUUAAUACAAGUAUAUGUUAUUUAUAUUUAAAAGAGCUUGUUUAUCAUAUUGAUAUUUUCAUUGCUACAUUAUAUUUUACUAUGCAUAAUUAUAAAAGGACAUGCUAGUCUUCAAGUGUUUUAUAAAAAAAAAUUAAUAAUUGUGUUCAAAACAGUUGUAUGUAAAACUUGAUAUAAUUUUAAUGUUAAUAAAAUGAUAUACAUGUAUAAUAUACUGUCUGUAUUCUAAGUCAAAAUGCAACCAAUUGAUACCUCAAUUGCUUUAUGCAAAUUGUACCAAUUUACAAAAGGCAUUGACUGAAUUAGUUUACACAGGAGAUGGAAUAUACAUGUAUAUAGAUUUCACUUGAGUUUCCCAAUGAAGGAAAUGCUUACUGAUUUCCCCUGUGUGAUUUUACAUUUCACUAUUUUCACUUCCUUAUAUAAUAAUUUUGCUAAGUUUCAAGUGACAAAAAAAAUUAAAGGCCCUUGUUUUAAGUUAUUAUUCAGAGUUUCUGUGUUCAUAAAAGCUGCUUUGGAAAAUCAUAUAGGAAAAGAAUGAUAUGCUUAGGACUUAUAAUUACUUUCAAAAUAAGCAUGUGUUGGAGGCAAAGUAUUACAUGUAAUACUUUUCUCUAUAUGUUUAGUAUUCAGUAAGCAGAACAUUUUGAACAAUAAUGUUUAAUAGUACGUACAUGUAGUAUCAUGGCCUAAAGCCCUGAAUUCUUUUUACAAUUUUUUUAACAUAUAGUAUACACAGAAAUGUACAGAAUAGUACUUGUAUGUAUUGUAUUAAACUAAGUUGUUUUGCCAAAAUUAAAAGGAGGGAAAAUAUGAGCUGAAGAAAGUCUGGUUGUGAGGAUUUCAAAACUAUAUUUUUGUAUAAAGCCGAUCUCUAUAAUUGUUGCUUCAAUAUAUUAUGUAACUUUUAAUUGCUAAUAAAUAUAUUGGUAAGUUCAA